AAUUCAUUUGUUGAAAAUGAAACCGAAUCAUUGCUGAAUAAGAUCGAAUUUAAUUUUGUUUCCGAAUAACAAAGAAAUGAUCUGGUUCCACCGCCAAAAAUCCACAGCAAAAAAUUGGCAAAAAAUCCUCACAAUGAAACAUUACUCUCAUUGAACAGACUCCUACGCAUUUGCCUCAGAAAAAGGCAUACCCCUUACGCCGCGAGUUUCUGGUGCUUUGCCUUAAAUUUUGUACAGCUGUUUCUCGUGAAUUCUGCAAAAAAGCAACAAGAGUAAUUGAAAGAUGACAGACACAGAAAUAAGCAUAAAUGGAGUGCCAGUGAGGUUUCCAUUUGAACCAUAUGAAAUUCAGAAGGUCUACAUGGAGAAAGUGAUAACAUGCUUGCAACAGGGCGCGAACGGAGUGCUGGAGUCGCCGACGGGAACCGGUAAGACGCUCUGUCUGCUCUGCUCGACGCUGGCCUGGGCCGAGUCGGUGCGAGCCCAGCAGGCGGCCACCGUCCGCGGCAUGGCCGAACUGAACCCGGAGUUCUACUCAGCACUCAGCGCCCAGCUCGACCAGGCGGCGGGAUCAGGCUGGGGAAACUCGGCCACGCCCUCCAUCAUAGGUGCGCCCAAGAUCAUCUUCGCGUCUCGGACACACUCUCAGCUGUCUCAGGUGGUGCAGGAACUGAAACGGACCUCGUACCGAUACGUGCGGGCCGUGGUGAUUGGCUCCCGGGACCAGUUGUGCAUCCACCCCGAGGUCAGCAAGGAGACCAACAACAGCGUCAAGGUGCACAUGUGCCAGGCCAAGGUCAAGUCGCGCACCUGCCACUACUAUAAUCAGGUGGAGCCCCGCCGCACAGACAAACACCUGACAGAGGCUCCCGUCACGGAUAUCGAGGACCUGGUCACGCUGGGCAACAAGCUCAACUUUUGUCCGUACUACAUGGCGCGGUCACUACGAGAGGCGGCUGAUGUGAUCUUCCUGCCCUACAACUACCUCCUCGACCCCAAGACGCGCAAAGCCAACGGCGUGGAACUCCAAAACAGCGUGGUGAUUUUCGACGAGGCGCACAACAUCGAGAAGAUGUGCGAGGAGUCUGCGUCGCUCCAGCUGCGAUCCACCGACAUCGCGUUAUGUGUGGACGAGCUGACACACGUGCUGACUCAGCUGGUGGCUCCGGAGGCGGGCGCCGAUCCAGAGUUUACCUCGGCCGCCGCCGCCGCCGAGCUCAGCGCCGAGAACCUGGCGCUCAUGAAGACGAUGCUGCUGGAACUGGAGCGUGCCAUCGACGCCAUCCCGCUGCCUAACGCUGCCGACGGCGCCCACUUCCCGGGCAGCUACAUGUUCGAGCUGUUGGAGCGGGCGCAGAUCACUCACGGCCGGCGAGCGGUGAUUGUCGAGGAAUUGGAGAAGGUGAUCUCGUUCCUCACCAACUCGGCGACUUCGGUUUUCUCCCGGCGCGGCAACGGGCUGCAGAAGUUCGCCGACCUCAUCAAGGUGGUCUUCAACCGCGACACAUUCGACCUGAAGCACAUGGAGCGAGUCAAAAAGUGCUACAAGGUACACGUGGGCCUGGAGCAGCAGAAGGCCGGCAAGCGGCCGAGAAACGACCCAUGGCAAAAGGCGCAGUCGACCGCCGACUGCCGCGUGCUCUCCUACUGGUGCUUCAGCCCCGGGUUCGGGAUGGCCGAUCUGAUGGAGCAGGGAGUCAAGUGUGUCCUGCUGACCAGCGGCACACUGGCGCCACUCAGCUCCUUCACCUCCGAACUGCAGGUGCCGUUCCCCAUCAGCCUAGAGAACCCGCACAUCAUUCAGUCGGACCAGGUGUGGGUAGGCUGUAUCAGCCGCGGCCCGGACGGCACACCCCUCAGCUCCAGCUACCAGAACCGCACCAGCGCGCGCUACCUCAGCUCACUGGGGCAGACGGUGGCCAACGUGGCCCGUCUGGUGCCCGACGGACUGCUCGUCUUCUUUCCGUCCUACUCGAUGCUGCGCGCGUGCCAUGAGGCGUGGCAGACGAACGGAGUCUGGGGACGCAUCGCCGCCAACAAGUCUGUGUUUGUGGAGACGGGUGGGAAGGAGGUGUUUGCGCAGAACAUGAACGACUACUACAGCCGGAUCAUCAGCCCCACCGAGGGCACUCGCGGCGCCUGCUUCAUGGCCGUGUGUCGAGGCAAGGUCUCCGAGGGACUCGACUUCUCCGAUAGGAACGGCCGCGCCGUCAUCAUCACUGGCCUGCCGUACCCGCCGCUGAAGGACCCGCGGGUGGUGCUGAAGCGGCAGUACCUGGACGAGGUCCGCCGGACUCCGAGUGGCGCCGGCGGCACGCAGGGCCUCUCCGGUCAGGACUGGUACCGUCUGGAGGCAUCACGCGCCGUCAACCAGGCGGUCGGACGCGUCAUCCGUCACCGACGGGACUACGGAGCCGUCAUCCUGUGUGACUCGCGCUUCGGAGAUGCAGGGUUCUCGGGGCAGCUGUCGGCCUGGGUUCGGCCCUACCUGCGCGUGCACGCCAACUUUGGCACCGUGGUGCGAGAGCUCACCCAGUUCUUCAAAUCCUGCCAGGAGAAGUACCCAUGCUCCAGCCAGCCGGCCGCGGCAGCCAGUGACCGAUCUGCCGGACCGGCCACCCACGCCACCUUCGCGUUCGCCCCGUCCCGCGUGUCAGCAGCUCGAUCAGACAGCAACGGCAGCGGUGGUGUGCCGGAGCAUGGGUCCGCGAACCCCGCCUCGCUGGUGCAGAUGUACGGCCGGACCGGCAGUGGCAGCAGGACCGAGCCUGGUACGGCCGGCAGCGGCGGGGGACUGUUGGAUCAAAUGAACAAGUGGAGUGGGGCAGCAGGGGCGGCGGCCGGCGCUCCCGGGACUGUCAAGGCAGAGCGGACCUGUCAGUCUGCGCCCGUCACUACUCUCGCUACUGAUGCAGCCUCCGCCCCCGCCGCUGGCCGAGGACGAAAGUUCAAGCUGUCGCACAACCCGGCCGCGUUAGUUCUGGGCGGCAGACGGGUGCCUGAUAGCACUGCUGUGCUGGCCACCGACUGUUCGCCGCCGACUAAGACAGCCAGGGCCGACGAACGGACAGGGACCGGCGCGGGCAACACGGCUGCGGCCGUCCCUACACCCGACGGAACGGGAGCGGCUGCAGCAGCUACCGAGAAAGCGACAGCUGCAGCUCCCGAGAAGGACGCCAAAAAGAAGAGCAAGAUCGCCGACUAUAUCAUUGGGGCCAAGAGGCUGCUGUCGGCCGCCGACUACAAGCUGUUUGCGGCGGCGAUCAAGGGCUACACGGCCACGCGCGACUUCCCAGAGUUGGUGUCGAGUCUGGCCGGAGUGCUGGUGGGCACCGGCGACCAGCAGCUGCAGCAGCUCUUCAGAGGAUUCGCGCAGUUUGUCCGGCCCGAACACAAGACUCGGUUUGAAGACGCCUGCCGCGAGCUGACUGGCUCGGUUUGAGGACACCUGCCGCGAGCAGCCUGACUGGCUCGGUUUGAGGACACCUGUCGCGAGCUGACUGGCUCGGUUUAAGGACUCGAGUUGGCUCGGUUUGAGGAUUCCUGCCGCGAGCGGCCUGACUGGCUCGGUUUGAGGACGCUUUCCGCGAGCUGGGUGGCUUGGUCUCAACAUGAAGUCAGCAUGUUCUUAUGACGCCUUAUCGGGCGCAGUUAGAGGAUGAAUGUCGUCAGCGUGAUUGCCUCGGUUUCGUUACGUCAUAGUGGCUGGUUGAUGUCGCUCGCGUGACUAUCUGAGAGUGACGCUGUUCGAAGGCCAACGCGGGUCCGGGAUCUCGUUGCUGACUGGUGGCUUGCUGUGUUUGCUGGGUAUUUCGCUGUGAUAGACUGGGGUCCUGGUGAUGGCUGGGUUUGUCAGGCUAAAACCCGUGGCCAAUGCUGUGAAGUCCUGAUACUCGAGUGAUUGUGCCUUGUGAUAUUUCAGCAGGAUGAGAAACGUUUGUUUCAGUGACGCGUCAUCGAGUGCUUUUGAUAUUCAUUUACAGAACGAUGUUCGUACAUGAGUAACUGCAUGAGUAACUGUUAUCUAAUGGAUCUAGUCUAUUGUGCCUCGUGUCAUGACUGCCAUAUUCAUGUCAUUGUUGUUGGUUUGCGUGGACCGAUAUGCAUUCAUUCCAGUGCGCAGCCCGAUACCAUAGGUCUUCACACUUGUUACUGUUGUUAGAGAGUGCCUUUCAUAGGUCAUUGCAUGCCGUUUCCUCGGGUGAACUGCAACGAAUAGCUCACACAGUGCGCCAUCCAUGUUUGUACUCUAUAUUUUCUAACCGAUGUUAACUCUCCUUUACCUUGUAACACAAUACACCGGAACACUGCGA
Molecule: messenger RNA, 4313 nt
Organism: Amphibalanus amphitrite
Lineage: Eukaryota; Metazoa; Arthropoda; Thecostraca; Balanomorpha; Balanidae
Product: regulator of telomere elongation helicase 1-like
Exons: 14
Coding region: 284-3442 (1052 amino acids)
Biological process (GO): negative regulation of DNA recombination; telomeric loop disassembly; negative regulation of t-circle formation
Cellular component (GO): nucleus
Molecular function (GO): ATP binding; DNA binding; hydrolase activity, acting on acid anhydrides, in phosphorus-containing anhydrides
Source: RefSeq, a predicted model, not a curated record